Messenger RNA from Cuscuta europaea, 1241 nucleotides. The record is from the annotation of a GenBank genome assembly. NCBI's taxonomy places the organism in Eukaryota, Viridiplantae, Streptophyta, Magnoliopsida, Solanales, Convolvulaceae.
CUGAGCCUGAGGGUGCGUUUCUCAAGUGGGGGAUGAUGAUGUUCAUUAUACUGACAAUUUACAAAUCAGACCUUCUUCUCCAACCGUUCUUGCUCAGGUUCUAUCCGGACUUGGUUCCAGCGAAAUCAACCUAAUCAAGGAGAUGCCUGUGCAUGUUACUAAGCAGCAGGUGAUCCGCCUACUUGCAUCCUCAAUGGUUUCAAAUUCUCCUUUAUCCGAUGUGUUUCUUGACUCUCCCGUAAGACCAAAUGUAGGAGCUUUUAGCGUACAUUCGAAAAUCCAGAAACCAGAGGGAAAUGGUCAGAAGUUGAAUCUGAAUUUGACGUUGAACAAGUCUACAAACGAGAUAUUGUUUGCAGAAGCCACUACGGACUUCUUUGAUUUCCUGUGCACUUUUAUGACCAUGCCUAUGGGAUCAAUGCUUUUUCUUUUGAAGGGGAAUUCUGGGUUAGGCUGCAUGGAUGACUUGUACAAAAGUGUGGUCGAGUUGGAUGUUAAAUGGUUUAAUUCAGAUAACCGGAAGGCGACCUUAAUCUGCCCCAAAGUUGCAAAGCACCAUAACUGUAUGAAACAGCCUCUAAAUUUGGAGGAAGAAUGUCCCCGGGAAAGUCUGAUUGACCCCAGGCUUAGUAAUAGCUUCUCCAAAGAACCCUUAAAGUUCAUAAUUUUAGAUGACUUGAAAGUGAGGCCUCUGUCUUCUGCAUCAAGCUUUAGCAUUCUGAAGGAACUCAAAGUCCCCAUCACUGAGAUUGAGCAGGAGGCACUCACGGUUAGCAUCGAAGAGUUGCAGGCAUUGACCCUUUUGAAGGCGGCACUUACAUCUCCAUCAGGAGCUCUGACAAAUGGCUUAGCCGCUUCUUGCAGAUGCAUAAGGCAUAGUGCUGGUUAAUCUCGUGAAAUCUUAUAAGCUUGAUCGAUCUUGAUAUGCAUGAAACUUAAGUUCAUUUCAAUGUAUCUUGCAUUCUUGUAUGUAUGUGAUCUUGAGCAGUCCAGUACCUUCUGUUUUUCCUAUAUCUCGGUUUAUCAAUAGGAGCAUAUAUCAAAUUUCUUCGUUUGAAUUCAUAUACUUCUAUUAGAGCCAAAUAUAGAAUUAACUUCAAAUAUAUAUAUAUAUACAACAUCAAAAGGACUGAAAGUGUGUAAACAUUACACUAUUGGUAGUGCUACCGAGUGUAGUUUGUGAGAUACUUUCUGAGUGACUUUAUAGAGUACCUUCUUAUUUGGAGCUAUUUUGAUGUUGG